This is a messenger RNA of Ichthyophthirius multifiliis, 1563 nucleotides long. RefSeq names its product leishmanolysin family protein, putative. The transcript has a single exon. NCBI's taxonomy places the organism in Eukaryota, Ciliophora, Oligohymenophorea, Hymenostomatida. The record is from RefSeq and is a predicted model, not a curated record.
AUGAAUAAAAAUUUAGUAUAUACUGACAAUGUAUUUUCUAUAUUUACAAUUGCUGCUUUGAAAGACACAGGUUUUUAUGCUGUAGUUAAUGAGACUAUGGUUGAGAAAAUAUUCUGGGGUAAAGGAAAAGGUUGCGAUUUUUUAGAAAAUACUUGCUAAAGUAUACAUUAAUACAAUGAAUAUAUUUAAUUAAUUGAUAAAGAGUAAUGUUCUUUUGAUUAUGAAAGAAUUGGUAUUCCUAUAUUUUAAGAAUUAAACAAAUGUAAUAUUGGAUUAAGCCUUUAUAAAGAUAGAUUUUGCACAAAUCCGAAUAGUGUUAGUGAUUUCGAUUAAUUAGUACAAGAGCAAGAAUCGGAUAAAUUAUCUAAUUAUUCAACUCAAAGUAAAUGCUUUUAAUCUACAGCCACAAAGUCCUUAUCUACAAAGUAGUAUAAAGAUACUUAUAGAUGUCAUUAAUUCAAAUGUUCAUCUGAUGCUACAGAAAUAACUGUUAUUUUCCCAGAGAUUAAUUUUUAAGUUUUAUGUGGAAAAGGUUAAUAAAGUAUAUAAAAGGAAAUUGAUCCAACCGGACAAAAUGCUUAAGGUUAAAUCACAUGUCCUUAAGAUUAUGAAAGAUUUUGUAAUUAUACCCCUAUGUGUCCAAAUUUUUGUUCCGAAAAAGGAGUUUGUGUAAACGGUCUAUGCAUCUGCUAAGACGGUUUUGGAGGAGUUGAUUGUUCUAUAGAAUGUUCCGGAGUAGUCGAUAAUGAAACUUGUGUAGAAGGUCCAUGUCCGUAAGGCAAAUUUUAGAACCCAGAUAAUACUUGUAAAUCAGAUUGUCCUUUUGGUUCAUUUGGAAGGGCUGGAAAAUGUGAACCAUGUGAUAACAAUUGUUCUAGAUGUAAAGGACCAUCAGCUAAAUAGUGUACUAAAUGCUAGUUUAUGAAAUUAUUGCAAGAAAACUAGUGUGUAAAUGAAUGCGAUGAAAAACGAGGGUUUUCUCCUAAUUUUGAUUCUGGUGUUUGCGAAUAUCUUUUAUCAAAUAUUUGUAAAGGAAAUUGCAAAAUUUGUUUAAAAAGUAAUUAAAAUUUAUGCGUUACAUGCAAAGAAGGCUUUUAUUUUAAUGACAAUAAUAAUUAGUGUUUAAGUGAAUGUCCUAAUGGAUUUUUUGAAAACUAAGAAACUUAGAAUUGCGAGAAGCUUUCAUAAGGAUGUCUUUAAUAAAAUAAUUCUAACACAUGUUCUCAAUGCGAUACUACUAAUGGAUUUAGAUUAACUUUAGAUAAUAAAUGCACUUUGUGUUAGUCACCUUGCUCCUAAUGUGAUCCUAAUAAUUUAUCGAUAUGUUUCGCUUGUGAUGAUGAUGGUUAUUAUGUUGAUAAUUAAACUAGAGAAUGUAAAGCAAAAUCUUCAGGAGAAUCUGAAAUAAAAUGCCCUGAUGGAUGCAAAAAAUGUUCUUAAUCUGGAGAAUGCUUGUCUUCUAGAUUUUUACUUUAGGCUUAAGGCGAUAAUUAAAUAACGAAUAGUUAUUAAGGACUCGUUAUUUUUACUAUUGGUUAUGUUUUAUUUGGAUUAUUAUUUUGA